AUGUUAAGGAAAAACUACACGGAGGUGACUGAAUUUAUUCUCCUGGGACUGACAGACAGAGCUGAGCUGCAGCCUGUCCUCUUUGUGGUAUUCCUGGUGAUUUACGGUAUCACCAUGAUUGGCAAUAUGACCAUGAUAUUUGUAAUAAGAAGUGACUCAAAAUUGCACACGCCAAUGUACUUUUUCCUCAGUCACCUCUCCUUUGUAGAUCUCUGUUACGCCACUAAUGUCACUCCACAGAUGCUGGUGAAUUUCUUAUCAAAGAGAAAAACUAUUUCUUUUAUUGGUUGCUUUAUACAAUUCCACUUUUUCAUUGCCCUGGUGAUCACAGAUUAUUAUAUGCUUACAGUGAUGGCUUAUGACCGCUACAUGGCCAUCUGCAAACCCUUGUUAUAUGGCAGCAAAAUGUCCAAGUGUGUCUGCACUUCUCUGGUCGCUGCUUCUUACAUCUAUGGCUUUGCAAAUGGCUUGGCACAGACCAUAUUGAUGCUGCGUCUGACCUUCUGUGGACCCAAUGAGAUCAACCACUUCUACUGUGCAGACCCACCACUCUUAGUCCUCGCCUGCUCAGAUACCUAUGUCAAAGAGACGGCCAUGUUUGUGGUGGCUGGAUCUAACCUCACCUGCUCUCUCACCAUUAUCCUCAUCUCCUAUGUUUUCAUCUUUGCUGCCAUCCUGAGAAUCCGUUCUGCUGAAGGGAGGCGCAAAGCCUUCUCCACCUGUGGGUCCCAUCUUACAGCUGUCACGGUCUUUUAUGGGACUCUGUUCUGCAUGUAUCUGAGGCCCCCUUCUGAGGCCUCUGUAGAACAGGGGAAAAUUGUUGCUGUGUUUUACAUCUUUGUGAGUCCUAUGUUGAAUCCUUUGAUCUAUAGCCUGAGGAACAGAGAUGUCAAAGCAGCAAUCAGGAGAAUUAUCCAACAGAAAUUAUUUGCUAAGUAA
Molecule: messenger RNA, 939 nt
Organism: Echinops telfairi (small Madagascar hedgehog)
Lineage: Eukaryota; Metazoa; Chordata; Mammalia; Afrosoricida; Tenrecidae
Product: olfactory receptor 1030-like
Exons: 1
Coding region: 1-939 (312 amino acids)
Biological process (GO): G protein-coupled receptor signaling pathway; sensory perception of smell
Cellular component (GO): membrane
Molecular function (GO): odorant binding; G protein-coupled receptor activity; olfactory receptor activity
Source: RefSeq, a predicted model, not a curated record